AUGUCCCGGAUUGUGCAAUUCCUGGAAACGGGACGCCUGGACUACCAGAAGGCUCUGCGGCUACAGCAGUACUUUGCACGCAAAGGCACCGAUGAGGCGGCCAAGGACUUCCGGAAUGUCCUAAUUUUGACUGAACACGAACCCGUGUACACCAUUGGGAUUCGCGAUGGGGCCUGUACUCCCCAAGACGUGGCAAGACUCCAGAAUCUCGGUGCGGAAUUCCACAAAACAAAUCGCGGGGGUUUGAUUACCUUUCACGGACCCGGGCAGCUUAUUGCCUAUCCCAUUCUCAAUUUACGCAACUUCCAACCAAGUGUCCGGUGGUACGUGUGCCAGAUGCAGCAAACCAUCGUGGAGAUGUGCAAGAAGUUCAACAUUAAUGCCACAACAACCGACGACAUGGGAGUGUGGGUGAAGAAUAAGAAGAUCUGCGCUGUGGGCAUCAAUGUUAGCCGCUAUGUGACCACACACGGGAUUGCCCUCAAUUGCAACACAGACCUCACGUGGUUCCAGCACAUUGUACCCUGUGGACUCGUGGGGAAGGGUGUGACGUCAAUGAGUGAGGAAUUGAGGAGGAAUGUGGAAAUUGGAGAGGUCAUCCCGCACUUCCUUGACAGCUUUGGCAGCACAUUCGAAUGUGACUUGCAGAAAUUUCCCGAUGCUGGGCGUUUUGAUCUCUUCAACUACAUAAAUGACGACGAUGCCCAAUCAAAUGAUAUGGCCAAGAUGAAGCGGAAGCAAUAAAAAGUUUUUUCAUCAGUAUGAGUGGGAGUAGUAGAUGGGGUUGUAUUUGAUGUAUUGCGUCAUGUGGGGAAUGGGAAGCGCCCCCAUUUCGCAUUCCAUGUAGCUCAGGGCAGAACGCCGACGAUUCUCAAUCUCCAGCUGAUUCACACGCAUUGGGUACAUUUCACGAUGGCUCAGCAGUGUCAUGCCCCUUUUGGCCUUAGUCCUCCCAACAUCUUCGGGUGUUAGUACCCGUGGCAGUCGCAAUGGGUUUAUCCUCUUCUCUUUGACUGGCUUAAAUAGAUUAGGCUUCUUCUUGCGCACCUCAUGCACCUCCCGCUGAAUCCGUUUCAGUCGUACCACAAAGUGCGCCGAUUGCCGCCACCACGUUUGGGCACGUUGAUGUGCCUGUGAGCACAACUGCGUAAUUUCAUCCUUGGAAAAAUCCUCCGGAUGAUGCGCAAGAUGCCUCAAGCAUCGACAACGAAUCGGAUCGUAAAGGAGGAAUUUCUUCUCAGCCGAUGAGCAUCGCUGCAGCUGGGAGUGAUUGAGGAAGGACAACGUUGGGGUACUGAGGCGAUUUAUCUGUGAUUUGAAAGAGAAUUAAUAAAAGAAAAAU
Molecule: messenger RNA, 1342 nt
Organism: Lutzomyia longipalpis
Lineage: Eukaryota; Metazoa; Arthropoda; Insecta; Diptera; Psychodidae
Gene: Lipt2
Product: putative lipoyltransferase 2, mitochondrial
Exons: 2
Coding region: 1-744 (247 amino acids)
Biological process (GO): protein lipoylation
Cellular component (GO): mitochondrion
Molecular function (GO): lipoyl(octanoyl) transferase activity
Source: RefSeq, a predicted model, not a curated record